AUGAGUAACUUAAUUGAAUUGCCAGUGAUAUCCUCAGACUUGGUCUCUUCACUCCACUUCAAUUCCUCAAAUACACUACUUCAUACUGCUUCUUGGGAUGGUUAUGUCAACCUAUAUGACAUCCAAAGGCUGAUUUCCAGCUACAAAAUCAGCCAGUCAGUCACCGAAGAAAAUAGUAUCGUGGGGAGAUUCCAUACCGGCUCGUCUAUCCUUGACUCUUGUUGGGAUGAAAAUGAUGAAAAUAUAAUUUAUAGCGGGAACAUCAAUGGGCAGAUAUAUCGUUUGGAUCUUUCGAGAAUUGGUCCAUCUACAGAAAAAGUUCUACCGUCUGGUACUAUAGGAACCCAAUCAAAGCUUGCAAUUCAGAAACUCAAGUUUAAUAAAUACUAUAAUGUUUUGGGCUCUAUCUCUUGGGAUAAGUCCCUUCAAAUAUCAGACCCCAGAAGCCAGGCAAAAAGUUUGAUAAAGCACAUUGACAAUAAACCUUUGGCAAUGGAUAUGAAUAACAACUAUGUCAUAGUAUCAACCACAAAGAACUUGAUUCAGUUGUAUGAUUUGAGAUUUCCUGGGGCGCCAUUGAUUCAAGAACGUGAGUCAGGAUUACGGUUUCAAACCAGAGAAAUCCUCCUUAGCAAAAAUCAGCCACCAAUGCAAAUUGUCAACAAUCAACAUAUUUUUGACAAGCCAGAAAUGACAAACCAAAACUUGGUGUACAAUAACGAAGAUUUUUUCGUUCAGUCAUCGUACGAGGGUAGAAUAAUCGUUGAUUUCAUUGACCCAUCAGAAAAAUCCCAAGAACAAAAGUUUGCCUUUAAAUGUCAUAAAAUCACCUCAAGUGAUGGAAUCGACAUGAUUUCUCCGAUAAACUCAAUAAUCCUAUUCAGAGAACCGAAUCCGCUAAACUCUUCACCGCAUCAGUUACUUUAUACAUCAGGAUCGGAUGGGUUGAUUAAUCUUUGGGAUUUGAAUAAAAAGAAGAAAUUGAAAAAAUUAAAGAAAUUCAAGCAUUCGAUAAUGAAAAUGGGGAUCUCUAAUCCAAAGGGUGAAAUACCAAGAACUACAGCUGAUAAAAAUAAUGAUCAUAUGUUGGCCAUAGUGGUGGGAGAAGAUUCUUUCAAAAAUAAUCGAUAUUUGGAUACUGGAGUAACCACCAGCCCUACGAACUUACAGCAGAAUAAAAAUGGGAUAGGACAAGGGGCAAUGCCCAAUGUGACCGAUUUCAAUACCAAAUUGUAUUUGAAGUUUAUGUGA
This is a messenger RNA of Saccharomycopsis crataegensis, 1251 nucleotides long. Its product is annotated as Bub3 protein. NCBI's taxonomy places the organism in Eukaryota, Fungi, Ascomycota, Saccharomycetes, Ascoideales, Saccharomycopsidaceae. Gene Ontology annotation, cellular component: nucleoplasm; kinetochore; bub1-bub3 complex. Gene Ontology annotation, biological process: mitotic spindle assembly checkpoint signaling. The transcript is spliced from 2 exons. The record is from RefSeq and is a predicted model, not a curated record. Gene Ontology annotation, molecular function: ubiquitin binding. The coding region runs from base 1 to 1251 and encodes 416 amino acids.